UAUUUUUAAGCGUCCCGUCGCUAUAUUUAUAUAGAUCUUCUAUGAUAUUGUGUAAUACACAGCUCUAUUAUCACAUAAUCCCGGGAAACGAUAUUUGAUCGGGCCGGAACACUCUUUAGUCAUUCCCGCGUUCUUCUAUCGCGCUCAUAUACGUUUCUGCGUUGAACUCUACAUCCCCGACAAUCGAUACGCGGAACGGGUUUACCGAGAAGCGCUUCGAGGACCAUCGCCAGUUAAUUUUCUCUUCCUCUAACCAGAAUCAAACGGAGACGAGGAUCUAGCAUUCGCUCUGAAGAGAAAAAAGUUACGCAGGGAAGAUGAAAACAAUUUGGGUAAUUGGUGGGCCAGGAUGCGGCAAAGGAACGCAAUGUGACCGUAUGAUCGAAAAAUAUGGAUUACUUCAUCUGAGCAGUGGCGAUUUGCUGAGAGCGGAAGUUGCUAGUGGCAGCGAAAGAGGAGCAUCGCUUCAGGAUCUGAUGUCCAAAGGACUGUUUGUGCCAACAGACAUUGUACUGAAGCUCAUAAAGGAACACAUGGAUAAAGCUCGCGAGGAAGGAAUCACGAAGACUGGAUUUCUGAUCGAUGGCUACCCUCGUGAGAAGGAUCAGGGAAUUCUCUUCGAGGAAAAUGUUUGCCCCGUCGACUUGAUACUUUUCUUCGAUGUAGCAAAUGAUACUUUGAAGAAGAGGCUCCUUGGACGCGCUGCUGUGUCUCAAAGAGCAGAUGAUAAUGAGGAGACAAUCAACAAAAGAAUCGAAAUAUUUAAUGCAAAAAACAGCGAGAUUGUCGAACAUUACAAAGACAAAGUUGUCGUAAUUAAUGCGGAAGGAACAGUGAAUGAAAUAUUUACAGAAGUAACGAGAGCGCUAGAUGCUUUAUUAGCUUAGAUAAAUUGCAUUAGAGACUUUUAAAGAAACGUAAAAUUUGUUCUUUAGAAAUAAAUCGUUACUAAAAUUUACAUUUUAGACGACGUUAAACGCUUACUCAAAUGAAAUAUACACGUAC
Cyphomyrmex costatus is the source of this 1005-nucleotide messenger RNA. RefSeq names its product Adenylate kinase 1 (gene Ak1). The record is from RefSeq and is a predicted model, not a curated record. Bases 318 to 887 code for a protein of 189 amino acids. Gene Ontology annotation, molecular function: nucleobase-containing compound kinase activity; ATP binding. Lineage: Eukaryota; Metazoa; Arthropoda; Insecta; Hymenoptera; Formicidae. The transcript has 5 exons. Gene Ontology annotation, biological process: nucleobase-containing compound metabolic process.